UUGUGCAUUAUUAGAUGACUAGACUGGCCAAGGCAGACCUGUUACACUUGCCUGAGUUAGGCAUUGUUUGCCAUGCCACUAAACCUGCCGUCAAGUGAAACCUUCAUUGGGGAAAUGAGAUCGGAGUCUGAACCGCAGAAGAUGGACGCCCUGUCUCUGUUUUUUAUUGUUUUACUUUAAUUUCAUUUCUUUUUCUUUAUUUUGUCCCUUUUUUUGUUUUUGUUUUUGUUUUUGUUUUGUUAAAUCUCUUUCACUUUAACUUGUGAGCUGGGUUUCCAGUUCAUUGUAAAUGGUAUUCCAUUAAGGGUUCAUAACGUGUUGCAAAUUGUAUUUGGAGAUGAUUAGCAGAGCUCAACCUUAAGAUAAAAUAAAUUUUCAUGCAGUAAAUUAGGAUACAGUGUGAAGCUCAGUGUGAGUCAUAAUUGGUUUAUAGACUGAUCAGGUACAUUUUGAUCUUGAAACAUUAAAAGACUAUAAGAGUCUUAGGACUGCUUUCUGAUCCCAAUUCAACAUUUUUGUAGAUUUUUUCAAGUCUACAUUUCUUAUAAAAACCAGCUUGAUAGAUUCUAAUUUUCAUCCUUCCCCCUGAAAUUUUAGGCAUACAAAAUCAUCAAGGAAAAUAAGGAACUUUUUAAUAACAGUCUGGGAUUAGGGGAGAAGAGCCUUUCACUUUUAUGGUAGUUAUUCAUUAUGGAACUUAUUUCCUUGACUUACAGAUACUUUUUGUUGCCUGUGUGGGGAAUGGAUAUUUGAGAAACUGUUGAUUAUUUGAGUUGAUGCAGCCAACACGAACGGUUGUCAUGUGUAACACAACUUUCGAUCACCGCGAAAACACCGUCCUGGGAAAGCGUCCAUGCUUGAUAUCGUUUGGUUCAUGAACAUUAAGUUUCCAGUACAGGUAAAAUCCCAGAGGAAUCCAAAGCCCUUUCUUUAUUGGCUCCUGCUCCAACCAUGACUAGUCUGAUGCCUGGUGCAGGAUUGCUUCCCAUACCAACCCCAAAUCCCUUGACGACAGUAAGUACUCUUGGUGUUUCACUUAGCAGUUUGGGAGCUAUACCAGCAGCAGCACUAGACCCCAACGUUUCGACACUUGGAGAGAUACCACAGCCACCACUUAUGGGAAAUGUGGAUCCUUCUAAAAUUGAUGAAAUUAGAAGAACGGUCUACGUUGGAAAUUUGAAUUCCCAGACAACGACAGCUGACCAACUACUUGAAUUUUUUAAACAAGUUGGAGAAGUGAAGUUUGUGCGGAUGGCAGGUGAUGAGACUCAGCCAACUCGGUUUGCUUUUGUGGAAUUUGCAGACCAAAAUUCUGUACCAAGGGCCCUUGCUUUUAAUGGAGUUAUGUUUGGAGACAGGCCACUGAAAAUAAAUCACUCCAACAAUGCAAUAGUAAAACCCCCUGAGAUGACACCUCAGGCUGCAGCUAAGGAGUUAGAAGAAGUAAUGAAGCGAGUACGAGAAGCUCAGUCAUUUAUCUCAGCAGCUAUUGAACCAGAGUCUGGAAAGAGCAAUGAAAGAAAAGGCGGUCGAUCUCGUUCCCACACUCGCUCAAAAUCCAGGUCUAGCUCAAAAUCCCAUUCUAGAAGGAAAAGAUCACAGUCAAAACACAGGAGUAGAUCCCAUAAUAGAUCACGUUCACGACAGAAAGAUAGACGUAGAUCUAAGAGCCCACAUAAAAAACGCUCUAAAUCAAGGGAGAGACGGAAGUCAAGGAGUCGUUCACGUUCACGGGACAAGAGAAAAGACACUCGAGAAAAAAUCAAGGAAAAGGAAAGAGUGAAAGAGAAAGAUAGAGAAAAGGAAAGGGAAAAAGACAGAGAGAGGGAAAAGGAACGUGAAAAAGAAAAGGAACGGGGUAAAAACAAAGAUAAAGACCGGGACAAAGAACGGGAGAAGGACCGGGACAAAGACAAGGAAAAGGACAGAGAGAGAGAGCGGGAAAAAGACCAUGAAAAGGAGCGAGACAAAGAUAAGGAAAAGGAACAAGACAAAGAGAAGGAACGAGAGAAGGACAGAUCCAGAGAAAUAGAUGAAAAAAGAAAGAAGGAUAAAAAAUCCAGAACACCACCCAGGAGUUAUAACGCAUCAAGAAGAUCUCGUAGUUCCAGCAGGGAAAGGCGCAGAAGAAGGAGCAGGAGUUCUUCCAGAUCACCAAGAACAUCAAAAACUGUGAAAAGGAAGUCGUCUAGAUCUCCAUCCCCUAGGAGCAGAAAUAAGAAGGAUAAAAAGAGAGAAAAAGAAAGGGAUCACAUCAGUGAAAGAAGAGAGAGAGAACGUUCAACCUCCACAAGAAAGAGUUCUAAUGACAGAGAUGGGAAGGAGAAGUUGGAGAAGAACAGCACUUCACUUAAAGAGAAGGAGCACAAUAAAGAACCAGAUUCAAGCGUGAGCAAAGAAGUAGAUGACAAGGAUGCACCAAGGACUGAGGAAAACAAAGUGCAACAAAAUGGGAAUUGUCAGCCCAAUGAAGAAAACCUCUCUACCAAAACAGAAGCAGUAUAGGACUGACAAAUGCACCUCUACACUCAAUGCUGGAAUCAAAUCCAAAGGUUUUAAUUCUCUCAACAAGAUGUAAACAGGGAAGAAAUCUAGUUGAGCAUAAAGAUCGGAUCUAACAGCUUUUCCAGUUGUUAGGUGACUUUGUGGCCAUCUUGUUACUGAGUAAGAAAAUAAAGCAUGGACAUUAUGAAAAUAACAGAUGUUACCCAAACUCAUCUUCUAAAAUCUGUGCAUUUCCAUGGUGGCUGACACACUUGUCAUGUGGUUUGUUAGUGUUUGCCAAGAUCCAUUGCAAAGAAAUUGAACAUCAAAGAUCCAAAUUUGUUAUCCCUGAAGACUGGAGAUAAGCAUUGGAGGCUCUUUUAAAAAAUGCUAGUUACUGAAUUUUGUAUUGUUUUACUUUUUUUUUUUUAAGUUCAGUAUAUACAGUUUGAUGAUGUGCUUGAAAUUGGUGCAAAUAUAUACACACCCUUGUAAGUGCAAAGUAUGUAAGAAGUUUUAACAUUUACUUCACAGGAUUUACAGUGAUUGUGUUGAAUUCCCACUAUUGUGUUUUCUUUUGCUCACUGUUUAGGACACCAGUUUUUUUAAAAAAUAGUUUUGCAGAUUAAAAUUGCUUAAAUAAGUGAAUUAAAAAACAACUGACAAUGCAUGCUACUGUUCUCUUUCAAAAGGAAGAGCAACUGUGUUGAAUACUAAUAAUAAUGUAUUAGUAUUCAGUGUUUAGAAUCAUUGGGUCUACCCACAAAGUGAACAUUUCCUUUUGAACUUUCUUGACAUUUCCAAACUUAUUAUUAAUAAUAUUGCAGUGUGUCUUGUCAGCUGUAGGUGGCAAAGAUGCCCUUAUAAAAAGGAAACUAGGUUUUCAAAAUGGGCUAUGGGAGCACAAGCUGAAGCUUUAGUGCCUUCUACAAUGUGGUAUACUGUUUUCUAGAAUUUUAUAUGUGCUUGUCAUUCUCAAUUCACAUGGAAUCCAGAUGAAUAUUUCAUUCAUACCCACAGAGAGGUGUGCAAGUGGUAUGUCAGAAGAGCUUCUUUACUUAUUUCAUCUAAUAUAAGAAGGAAGUCCUGUUUUCAAGAAUGACUUUAGAGUCGUGCAGUUUUGGGACCAUCAGUUUUAUACUGUGAUAAUUGAAGAUGAAACAUGUUCUUAUUUUUCUUAAAUCAAAGGAACUGUUUAGUUGUCUACAUUGGAUGGCCUUAAUUAUUACCUCAAUCAUCUUCUUAUAGAUGAUAUGAAGUCAUUAUACUUAAAGGGAUGACUAGGCGUAUACAGGAUGUUAUUUGUUUUAUGUUUAAGGAUACGUUUAUUUGAGUUUAAGAUAUAGGUCAUCCAUCAUUUAGGCUCAUAUUUUGCAGAAAGUAUGCAGAUAGUAAAUGACAAUAAAAAAUACUGCUAAUGUUUUUCCCCAAAACUGUAAUUCAUAAUUUCUGAACUCGUUAUAUUUUCAAAAAAGGUAACACCUUUUAAUUAGUAUGUUAUUAAAAAAUCAAGUAUUUUAAUGCAGUCUAAUACAAUCAAAUUACUCAGUUGCCUUACCUCAUGGGAAGAGUUACUUUUAUAGAUUUAAAAAGCUGAGUAGCACAUGCGUUACUUGGUUUCAACUUGAGUUUUCUUUUAAUGUUAAUACUAUUGAAACCUAAGUAUUUGGUGGGGAAUGGAAAGAGUUGCCCUUAUUGCAAGUAAUGAAGCCUGAUUUGAUUAUGAAGCUGCUUAAUCACUUUUCAUGUGUUCAGAAUUACUGUGUUUUUGUUUUUUCCCUUUUUGUCACUGUGUACAUUAAAAUUUUGGAAAAUGCUUUACUAUGUAAAGUAUAGAUGGUCAUUUAGUCAUUCAGCCACAUAUGGUUGACUGGUAAACAGCUUGUUCUGAUACAAGAAUGCUUGGGUGCACAUGGGAAGAUUGUGGAAGAGUGUGUGUCUUGCAUCAGCAGCUGUCUUAUUUAUGAUAUGUAAGUAGACUAGAGCAAAUGUUUGAAUCUUUGUUAUUUUUAGUACCAUUUAUCUAAUAAAGCUAAGUAUUUUAGAGGAAAAUACUUGUUUAUGGCAUUUCCAAAAACCAUUUUAGGUUAUCCUCUUGUUUUGGUGGGCAUAGAGAACAUUUUGACAUGGAGAAUGUUUGUGUGGUGUCUAUAAAACAGUCGUUGAAAGUUUGAGUGAUUUUUGUACUAUAGACUCUAUUAUGUAUUUUUUAUGUUGGUAAUAACAUUUAAUUUGGUUCCUGCUGCUAAUUAUUUUUCUUGCUGAUAUUUAUUCAGCUUUAAAAUAACUAUAUUAAUCUCAAAAGACUGUUGUAAAAGCUUAGAAUGAGUAGGAAUACAAGAGAUCUGGAGAAAGAGAAGUCAGAUCAUUAUGUGGGAUUUGACCUUUUCUCACAUAGGCUUAUGGAAUCAAAGCUUUCUAGAGUCUGCAGAGGGUGUGUGCAUGGGUGUGUCUGUAUGAGACAUUUUUUCUUCUCACUUAUAAGAGUUCAUAUGUUUCCAUUUGUUUAUUACUUUCUUUCAAGUUAUUUUGUUUUUUUCAUCCCAGGUAAAUGUUGUCAGGAAAACUUGAGGUAAGGCCAAGAAGACAGCCGUUUUACACUUGAUAUCUUCAUAUAUUUUUUUAGCUUGAUUUUACAGAAAGUUUACUCUUUCUUAAAUUGUAGUUGCUAUUUAUCAUUCUGGACAAAUUCUGUUGUAUUCUUAUUCUGCUUUUUAGCAAUGCACACUGAACUGGUAACUUAAGAUGGUUCUUCAUAAGCUAGCCAGUUUUGCAUCAAGUUCUAAAUCCUUAACUUUUGCAAAUUCUAUCUAAUCCAGUUAGCUUAUAAUUGCAAACACUAGUCAGCUUGUGAUCUUCCCUGUGUUUAGAAUUCUUUUUUUGGAAAAGAUUCAGCAUCUGCUAUGUUGAUCUUCAGAGGUGUCAGAGACUUACAUUUUGACAUGUUCAAUUAAAAAUAAGAAGUGGCAUUUAUAAUCAAAAGGAUUUUCUGUCAGGAAAAUUUCUUUUGUGAUAGUAAUCGUUUUCAGUCAUUACUGUGUAUAUGUUGCUAUCUUUAUUCUAAUCUUAAAAUAAGAAAAAAACCUGAUCCAAACCUCCUCCUUUUUAAAUUUAAGGAUUGUAAUAUACAGUAAUAGGCUUUUUAAAAGUUUUUUUAAUCUAUUAGAAAAAUGAAGAGUAUGAUUUGAUAUAAUAAUGAUCUUUAGUCAUUAACUUAACAGUUAAAAUGAAUCCUUUUGGAGGGAUGCAUUGAAUGACCUAACAUUUAAGUGAGUCUUUUCAUUGAAAGAUAGUAUCUGGUUUUAACUGGUAGAUUAUGAGGUAGAUCCAUUCCCAGAAAGUAAGCGUGCAGUGACCCUGUUUCUUUAUGUUUAAGUUUUUUUAUUCCCACUACAUAUUUACUUAAUAUUUUCUCAUGUUUUUUGCUAAUGUGAAUUUUACUUAAAUUCAAAUUGUUUAUUUUCAAAUUUAAAAGCUAGUGCUCUUAAAAGGGCUAAAUUAUAUUGCUGAAUGGAGGAGUCUGGUAAAUAUGUAAUAAAACUUUAAAAUAAAAUUAACUCCCCUACUUAACCUUGGGUUUGUGAGUUUGUUUAUAGUACACUUGGCAGUUUUGCUUAAAAGGUGGUAUGUUAUUUCAAAAAUAAAAGCUAAGGCCAUUUAUGAUUUUUGGUCCAUAUUCAGUUAGUUGGAUUUUGUAGCUAAUAACUAGCUCUCUUUCUAUUCCGUUCUAAGGUACUUUUAUAGUUUCUAUCAAUUAGUUUGCUACAGUUUUUAGUUUAUAUCAGAUACAACAUUUCUUCAUAUCAUGUUUUUAAAAGUAGAUUUUUAGUCUGUUGCCUGAUUUUUAAAUUUGUAUCUAGCUAACAUCUUAAUUUUGAAAAUUGCCAACUUUUGGGACACUUUGCAUAUUUUACCUCUAAAUGUUAUUUUUCCAGGAUUGGUAGGAGUUGCAUUUCCUUCUAUUGAUUAGCUUUUGUUAGAUAAUUUUUAAAUUAUAGGUGUAAGUUUAAAUUUAUGAAAAUCAUACAGUAAGAAGAGAUUGAUUUUGACUAGUUUAAGGGCACAGGUAGGCAACACAUGGUUGGGAGCUAACGAGUUUCUCAUUUCCACAAGAUUAAAUUUGAAAUAUGAGUCUACUGUGUAGCUGUAUAGAUAAAUUAAUGAUUCAGUAAUUACCCCCUGAAUCUUGAUUAGUUAAGUAAAACAGUGCUAUGGAUUCUUAAGGGAAGAGUUUUAAAUGUAAACAUAAACAUGCUGCAUAGGUUGUGUAUAUUUGUGAGUAGGACCACUUUUAAAUGGUACUGGUAAAGACUUAUCAAAUGAUACUGCUAUUAUGUUGCUAUAUUUUUAAUAAAAUGAAAAUCUUAAAA
This is a messenger RNA of Carlito syrichta (Philippine tarsier), 6854 nucleotides long. RefSeq names its product splicing regulatory glutamic acid and lysine rich protein 1 (gene SREK1). NCBI's taxonomy places the organism in Eukaryota, Metazoa, Chordata, Mammalia, Primates, Tarsiidae. Gene Ontology annotation, molecular function: RNA binding. The record is from RefSeq and is a predicted model, not a curated record. Gene Ontology annotation, cellular component: nucleoplasm. The transcript has 12 exons. Bases 952 to 2505 code for a protein of 517 amino acids.